Biomphalaria glabrata is the source of this 8984-nucleotide messenger RNA. Its product is annotated as kinase suppressor of Ras 2-like. Gene Ontology annotation, biological process: protein phosphorylation; Ras protein signal transduction. Bases 1658 to 3667 code for a protein of 669 amino acids. Gene Ontology annotation, molecular function: ATP binding; protein tyrosine kinase activity. NCBI's taxonomy places the organism in Eukaryota, Metazoa, Mollusca, Gastropoda, Planorbidae. Gene Ontology annotation, cellular component: cytoplasm. The record is from RefSeq and is a predicted model, not a curated record. The transcript has 14 exons.
AUACCAAUUGCAUGUCCCAAAACACUCAUUGUGAACCUUUAAAGGUAUAAAACAUAAAAACAUGACCUAUAUUCUUUAUAUAUUUACUAGACAACAUUUCUGCCAUCCCAGAACCAUAACCCUCCAACCAUUAUACCUUUAAUCCACUACUUUAUUUUAAGGAUAAAGAUAUUGCUGCUGUCUCCAACCCACCCACUUUUGCACUCAAUCACACACAAUCUUUUUCAAUGAUGACAUUAAUACGUUUGGAGUAAUGGGCGACACCUUUGCAACAUUAUUUUAUAACCCUCGCUGUAUUGUCUGGCUCACUUGACUUUUAAAAUGUUCCCCCCACAGCCCUUCUAUAGAGAAUGCGAAAAAAAAACCACCAACCCAUUUAAAGCGAAUCUUUUCUCGGAGCCUAGACAAACAAACACAAGCCUCUACAUGUGUUACAAAGCUAGAAUUGAUUUCUGUGUGAGGGGCUGGGAGAGGGUUGUGUUGCGUAGCUAACUUCAUACCAGACAAUUUAGGCAAAUUAUUGAAGAUUGACGCAGUGGCGUAGCAGCUGUGUGACUUAGCUCAAUGUCGAUAUAACAUUUCUGUCCUGGCACCUCCACACAAGCCUCUUGUUUAAAAAUCACACGCACUAGCUGUUACAAGACAUCAGUAGCUGUUACAUGACAUCCGUAGCUGUUACAAGACAUCAGUAGCUGUUACAUGACAUCAGUAGCUGUUACAUGACAUCAGUAGCUGUUACAUGACAUCCGUAGCUGUUACAAGACAUCAGUAGCUGUUAACAUGGCAGUAAGUAGGCUUACUUCUUAAACCACGGCAGUACCCUGUAAGUCACGAUUUCUUUUGUUAGAGCCUUUUUUUUUUUAUUCACUCUCUUGGCUAAAUAAAACUACAUUAACCCCACCCCACACCAUUUUAUUUUAUUUUCCAAAAUCGAUGAUAGAACCCCCCAGACACCUUCCAUUGACAUGACAUCUAGCCUUCGUUUUGGUCUCAGACAUAAAUUAAACCUUUAAAACAAGUUCUAAAACUAAACAACAAAAACUAACUUUAUUUUCAUUCUACUGUCUUCCAAAGCGAAACAAAAAAAUUAUUUUUCUUUCUCCUUUUUUUAAUUUAUUAAGCAGCAGCCAAAACCAAAACGAUUUCACUUUCCGAUGAAUAAUUCAGAUUCAAGAGCUCGAACAUAAAAAAUUUCACGACAAACGAUAAAAAUCGAAGGGCAAACUUUGUCUUCCAAGCCGCCGGAACCAUCCUACAGCAUCCCUUCACCGGUUCCAAACCUGUCUGCGACACGGAAUGAUGGGGCUGAAGGGUGAGCUAAAUGUGUUUAUCUAUUGGUGAUCAAUUCUCACUUGUUUAGUGUUACAGAGUAUUUUUUUUCUUAUUUAUUUCAUACAGACCAAUUCGUGAGUGCAAGAAAAAAUAGCAGACAAUUGUGUAAUUUAUUUUCUUCAAUAUAUCUAUAUACCGGUAUUCAGAUUUUUUUCUUGUUUUUUCCAUUUGUUGCUAUGGGCUGGAUUUAAGGGACGGCUGGCGGGACUAACUUCACCGGUAUCUCCACAGGAAAAAGGCAGUACCUGCUGCUUGAUCUCGAUGUGACUUUCAUGAUUUUCAGAUGUAAGUGAAAACAUAAUUUUACCUAACUAACUCAUCCGGCAUGACCAGCCGAUUUUCCGCAGAAAGAGAUGGCUACACCGGGCCGGUCCGGGCUGACAUCGAUCUCCAGCGUAGCUCAUCUUUGCGUCGAACAAGGAGUAAAAAGAAAAGAAGACUGGACGAGAUGGAUGAGAAGAGAAGAAUUCGAGGAGACUCCCACUGGUCCAAACUACUGCAAGUAAACACUGAUACCAACGGCCUUAGGCACAAGAAAUGCAUCCGCAUGUGUCGCAGCUUCAGCAUGCGUGAACCCCCAAGCUGCCGACUUGGGCUCCAGGCAAACAAGACGGAGCCCCCCAAAGCCCCUGAAACGGGCAUCUUCGCCUCUAUCGCCUCACGGAUCAGACAGUGGCUGCAGUCCAAGCGGCGCUACGAGGUAUCUCCGGUCCACGAGAGCAAUGAAGCCGGAGGCCGUGUUGAGAGCGGCAGCGGCGGCAGCAAUGGACACAGGACGGAAACCAUCAAAGAAGAUUACCUCAUCAUCAGCAAGGUCAACAACUAUCACCCAGAACUGAAACGCUCAGAGGCAUCCUACUCGAGGAAAUUCAGUAUAGGUAUCUCGAAAUCCUCCUCCGCUAUAGCCACCUGCGCCACAAACGGAGCAUCGGUGACGCCUCUGAACGGUAAAUAUUUCUCCAAUGACAAGGGCACACAGCAUGCUUCGAUGAAGCCGGUUGUAGAUAUAAAUAUAGAAUUCGCCGAUCACUGCCCGCCAGUGGACUCUAGGUCACAUUUCGUAGCCAACCCCCUAAAACUAAAUCAAAACCACACACCAAAGACAGCUAUCAUGACGCCUUCUACCAGAGCUCUCUCUAGGAGUCAGCAGCUGCGGCAGUCCAGAAGUAAAUAUAUGAAACUUUUACAGAAAGCUGGCCAGCUCAGUCCGGGAAGGAGUCCCCUGACUGGCACCAUCAGUGCCCCGGCAAAACAUGGUCUGGGAGAGAAAGGGUCAUCGCCUAUAGUCAAAAGAAGACAGAUUAAAACCUGGCCCCUACCUUGUAGGAAACAGCUCCGACCAGAUGAUGACGAGUCUUGUGUCGGCGAUUCUGAAAUGGAGUUACCGUUCAUACAGGAAAUGAGCAUUAACUACGACAGGUUUGGCUUGCGUGGGAAAUCGUCCCUGAAGGACUUCUCCAUCAACUUUAAAGACUUAACCCUUGGAGAGUUACACAGGAAGGGACGUCGCUGUAAGCUGUACAAGGGGCGAUGGCAUGGUGACGUCGUUGUUCAUGUCUUUGGCAAACUACGUCAGAAGGACAAAGAUGCAUUCUGGGCCAACCUAGGGAAACUUUGUCGCAUACGUCACGAGAACAUCAUCUUAUUUAUGGCAGCCUGUACCAGCCAACCUAACCUAGCCGUGGUCACGUGCUCCCCGCAAGGCAAAUCUCUGUACGAACAUAUUCACAUACAGCACGAAAAGAUGACGUUGCACACCAAGAUUGGAGUGCUGCGGCAGAUCGCUCUCGGGAUGGGCUACCUUCAUGCCAAGGGCAUUGUCCUUCGGAAGCUCAACACCAAAAAUGUUUUUGUGGGCCACAAGGUGAAGGUCAGCGCAAUGGACUAUGGGUUUCCAGACAGUGCGCAUGACAGGCCGGACCAUGGCACCAUACCUAAAGGACAUCUGACCUACAUCGCCCCUGAAAUAAUGUGCACUAUUCGAGUGAUACCUCCGAGACUUGUCCCAUUCUCGGCCUACUCGCCGGAGACGGACGUCUUUGCCUUUGGAACUAUUAUGUACGAAGUGUUAACUGGCAAGUUUCCAUUCCAUGGAGCAUUACCAGAAAAAAUAAUUUGGCAGAUAUGUGCUGGACAUCGACAAAUUCUUUAUAAUCUUAAGUGUAGUGCGGCCAUUAAGACUUUGAUUGAGGACUGUUGGGCCCAUGAACCAUUAUAUAGGCCAGAGUUUCGGGAACUGUGUAAGGAUCUACAACGUCACUCACCUCUCCACAAAAAACACAGUUCAUCGGAACCCGAGAGACUGAAUAGAGCUUUCGAUCUUUUUGAAACUUGAAAAUCCUUACGAGUCUUGUUUUUUUUUUUUCUUUGUUUAUAUGGUUGAACUAAUCAGCUCACAUUUAUACAACUGUUUAUAUGGUUGAACUAAUCAGCUCACAUUUAGGCCUAUACAACUGUUUAUAUAUUUUAAACUAUUUUAAAUGCAGUGUUGGACAUACAUUUUAAUUUGAGUAAGGAUUCAGAAUAUAUCAGACCGUUUGUUGGUGGCACAAAUUUAAAAAACAACAACAUUGAGCUUUGUCUUCGGGCCACCAGUUGAUUCUCCGCUACGUUUCUGUUGGCAUCCUUUGGAAGGGUGUUCCAAGGAGUAAAUGUCAUUCAAUACUAGUCCACUGCUUAGAGUUAAACUAGUCUAAAAGUCCCUUGUGAAUAGAAAAGGUAAAAGAUAUGUUCAGUCACCUUUCGGAAAUGUUUAACUUAUUGAUUGUAAAGUUUGUGAGUUCUGGUAUAAGAGAGGCUGAUGUACGUGAUUAUGACAUCUUUGUAUAGACGUUUGUUUUAAAAUGAUAAAAAGGAUCUACCUACCAGUCCUUGAAAGUUCAUACCUCCAAAGUAUCAGACAUUCAGGUAAAAAGGAAAUCUAACGAAGUGAAGGAAUAGUAGAGUGUGAAAAAAAAAACACUACAAGAAGGCCUUAAACUUCAUUGACCAUCACACCAAGCAACAGAGUGCCCGCUACAACUCCAUAAUGCACUUUAAACAAAAACGCCUUCACUUUCCUCCCGUUGCCCAUAAUCUCUUGAGAACCUCUUUACAUUUUACACUACAUGUGCCAUUAAAACAUUAACAUGUUUGAGAGCAUAUUUAAGGAGCUUCGUGAAAUAGGCUGAUAGUGGAGAUUAUAGGAACUCGUACGAACUACUCGUGCGUUCCGCCUUGGUCUCACUGGUAAAGAGGAACCCAUAUGUGGUUCAAGGAGUCUGACUCACAAUAACGGAUGUGAAUAAAUGAUGAUCUAGAUUAUGCGGAACCUCCGGACAGUGGGAUCGGUGAAAAGUCACUCUCUUUUCUGGCCUCUGGGUAAAAUCUUUCCCGUUGGUCAAUGGACACUCAAUGGGGUAGUGGAGAUGCCUCCAUAUUCCUACAAUAUACCACCACUAACCGUGAGAGGGCCGCCACAGUAUUGGGUGAAAUGUAUGAAGAACGAUGUGGCCGAUUGGAACUGUUAGCGUGCAUUACUUAAUCUCUCGAACUUUCUGUGGAAGCCCACUGGAGGACAUGUUUCUUUUCAUUGUUAGCAUAUUUGUCUCCCCUAACGGACGUUAGCACGAGGGUGCUACGUAAAGACCCGAAAAAGAUAACUCUUGAUUGAAAAGGGUUGGUUUUUUUUAGAGACACAGUUUUAUAUUGUAUUUUAGAUGAAAACAUUUUUAAUGGGUACUGAAAAAAAAAAAACGUUUUAAAAGAUGAAAGUAAAAUAAAUUGGACCAGUUACGGGAGGGGGUAUCUGGGAGAAGGUUGUUUUUUUUUACACUUGCUCGAGUCAGAAUUGAUGGAAGCCGACGUGUAGACUUUGAGGUAUUCAAGUAUUUAUAAAAAUAGAAGGUUUUAUAGUCUCCUUAGUCGAGUACAUUUUCUUUAUAAAAAGAAAAAAAUAAACUACGACUAAUUGAUUGAUUGAUUGAUUGUUACAUUUUUAAAUUGAUUUAUGCGUGUCAUCGACAAUGAAUAAUUGCAUUAGGUUUCAACUUGAUUCGAGAAUGGGAAGUAGGAGACAUAACGUGUAGAUAUUCCCCCCAGACGGGCUGAGUUCUCAUGUCAGCUUUGUAAAAACAUAUAAUGAACUAGAGGUUCUCACGUUAGCCUGGACUGGUAGCAAAGUUGUAGUUGAAGUGGACUUCAUUGAAAUCUCAGAAAUGGUGAUAGUAUUGAAAACUGUGCUAAAUUUUUAUCCUUUGUGUUUGUGGCGGAUGUAGAGACAUGGUUCAAUGUGCUGUCAAAAUAUAGAAAUCUCUUUGUGUACCGGUAUGUUAAACUGUGUCACAGUUUGUGCAUAGGAAUUCAAACUGUGUUCCCCGAGUGUUUGUUCAACCACCGAGUUCAAUGGUGGUUAAUGAUUGUAUCAUCUAUAAUGAUUUUGGGCAAUAAAAAGUUUUUGAAAAUCAUUGUGCAGUAGCGAUUUCAUUGUCUUGUUAUAUUUACAUAGAAUUUAUUUUCCACUUCCUUGUAAAAAAAAAAAAAAGAAUAUAAACCAUACUUAAUAUACAGAUGCUUCGCUGAAACAAAACAUUGAACUGCGUUUUAAAUCCAAUAGGUUAAUCCCAAUAAUAUGCAAGGCUAUUCUUCAAACUUGAACAUUGAGAAGGAGUACCGUAUUUUUCAUGGCAACGCAGUCCUUGCUAUCAUCUACUUGUUUGGCCGAAUCCAGACAGAACUGCCCAGGUGCCUUCAAACACCGGUGCCGAAGUAUAAAAAUGUGUGCUUCCAACAUCUCAUUUACAGCAGUUUUCAAUACAAAUAAAUAAAGAAUCUGACAGCAAUGCGAAAAUUCAUGGUCCAAAAUUUAGAUAUUUGAAAUGAUUUGCAUCUACUUAUUAGAAACAUUCUUUCGACCCCAAAUUAACACUUUGCAAAAACUUCUGAUAGCAAUAAAAGCAAGAUAUAUGUGUUAAUGUAGUAGUAUUUUAUUGUUAACUGCCGAGUUCUCAAUCAAUUCAAAACUAGGACUUCGUAGACAGGAAAUAAUUAAAAUCAAACUUUACUGACUUGUAGUAUUUAUUUCUAGCAAAAAUCUCACGAUAUCUGUGACUAGUUUGCAAAGUCCUUGUACAAAAUGAUAAGAGAUGCAUCGGUGCAAUAAAAACAACAAAACUAAGAAAGUAGCCACACACUACAUUCCUGGAUAGCAAGAGAGAGAACUCUAAUUGAUGAAACAUAAUGUGGCAGUUUUAUAUUAGAAACUGAAUAUAAACACUGUUUUUUCGAGACUAUGAAAUUAAAAUAUAUCGUUGAGUUAGACACAAAAUUGCCAUGGAAAGUCAAAAUAUUUUGAAUCAAAAUAAGAGCUUCUAAAAUGUUUCAUUGGAAUUAAAAUUAUGUUCUUUUUUUUUUUUAAAGCAAGGUUGACAAAAUUAAAUAUCUAGUCUAGUAUUGAUAAUAAAAGUCAUUAAAUCAUCAUGUAUUUUGAAAGGAUUCGUUCAAAUUGACCAUAUUACUGUUUUGGAUCCUAUUAACAGAGUGGAUUUUAUAUAAAGAGAUGUGUGAUCCAUACAUUACUCUCAAAUUAUCUUUCAGUCAUAAUUAUUUGGAAUAAAGUAAAUCUAUUCAAUCCCAAUUUAAAAUAAACCUCAGUAGCUUUAGUUCAUGAUGAGAGCAAAUGUUUCACUACUUUCAAAAUCUUUUAAAGACUAUUGUGAGUCAGGUGUUUAGACCUAAUUGUGAACUUUCACUUGAAGCAUAAGUAAAAAUGAUAAAAAAUGUAGAUGACAUUAUUAUGCUGAUAUUAUGAUUUUGAUAUUAACACAAUAAUACUGAUAUUAUAAUUCUUGUUAAAUAUCUACAGCUGUUUGCCUACUCAUUUGUUGUUUUUUAUUUAUGUUUAAAUUAAAAUUUAAUGAAACAAUGGCAGAUUUUUUAAAAAUUGUUUGAAAUAUUGAUGGAAUAUUUCAUGAUUAUUAUUAUUUAGAAAAGUGUUUACCAAUAUUGAAAAAAAAAAAUCAAUAAAAUGACUAAAAAAAAACUAGAUCUAGUUCAUUGUUCAAAACAACACUUUGAGAAGACACUAGUCAAACUCUCAGUUAAGACAUCCAGUAUUUAUUUACCAAAGACCACAACCACCAAAAAUUACUUUUUUUCUUUGUCAUUUUCAGUAUACCAGGUAUUUAAUGAUUUUAUAGUGCUGAAUCAGUUCUACACAAGAUUCUUGACCUUAGAUAAAGAAUAUUGCAAUAAUCAAACAAUAGAAAUGAAGUCAAUGCACUAGUAAUGUCUCUAUGUUCCUUUUAAGCCUCAAACACUAAAAGUGAUUGUCAUACAAUAAAUACAAAGUAAAAUUAUUUACAGCAUAUCAAACAUUUGUAUAUCUUUCCAUUGUUCUUUUGGCAAAACUUCAUUUGGAUUUCCACAGUACUAUGAAGUACUACACUAACUUUUUCUUUAUAAAGAAACUUCGAAGAUGGAGAGACUGACCAACACCAAGCAGGAUCAACACAAGGCUCUGAAUGACAGCCCACAUAAACACUCUUUGAUUAACACUUUCACUUGUAUAGCGAAAUCUUUCCUCUCUCUCCUGGAAUAGGGAACAAAUUGAUCUAUAACAUUGUAGUAACCAGAUACAAAAAAUCCUGUCAUCAUUUCAAAUUGUAUCUUUUAAGGUUAUUUAAGUAGCAUUUAUUAACAGUUAGAAAGAAGGUUGAUAAAUUUCACUGAUGCUACACAAAUCCCAUUUUAAGCUGCAUUUGUUGAAUGAAAUAGCCUUAACAAAACAACUACUCUAUCAGUUCAACACUUUUAUUUUCCUUUAGCUGUAAAGAGACAUACUAAUCGUGUAAUAGAAUAUUAAUUUAUGCUAAAUAAAGUGAUUUUAAAUAAUUACCUGAAACUUUUAAAAAAUAAUGUACCAGUAUACAUAUAAUUUUUUUUUUUUUGCAAUGAUUUGAUUGCCAGUUCUGUACACUGUAAAAACUUAAAGCUUAUCAACUUUAUGAUGUCCUUGAUACAAAAAUCUACUCACCCAAUGACACUAUUUUAGAAAGAGAAAGUCUUAAAUUUAUUCAGAAUGCAUUUACUUUAACUCGCCUUACUAAGACUUCCACCCUUUAAUGCAUUGCAACAUGAGUGACUCCUUUGUUACUUAGUUCUAUGCAAGUACAACAAAAAACAUUUGAUCCAAACAAACAAAAAAAAGCAGACUAUUGAUAACAGGAUUGUUUUAUUCUAAACAAAGGGAAAAAAAUGAGAUUUUAGAGAAAAGACAUCAUUAAAUUAGACAACAAGACAAGACUGAUAUUUUGUUAGCUUAUCCUUGAUCAAACAUCCCACCACACUUUGACUUCAGUACAACUUCUUGAUGAAACCUUAACUUAAUGUAAAUUUGAUAAAAAAAACAACAACACAGAAUCCUCUCUCUGUACAUUUGAGUGUAAAUAAAACUCAUCUCUCACUUUACAGGAAGUCCUCUUCUAAAUUGUUCAACUAAUGUGUGCUCCCUGAAACUAGCUGUAGUCUUUUAGUUAUUAAGACAUGUUUAUAUGUAGAUGUCAUACAAAAUAUCAUUAAUACCGGUAACUUAAAAGGCACACAAUUUAUGUAACUCAUAAUAAAUAUGUUCCCCUAUUGACCAUUGCUUCCUUUAGUUACCCCCGCCUCCCAAU